Messenger RNA from Oryza sativa Japonica Group (Japanese rice), 3044 nucleotides. NCBI's taxonomy places the organism in Eukaryota, Viridiplantae, Streptophyta, Magnoliopsida, Poales, Poaceae. The record is from RefSeq and is a predicted model, not a curated record.
CCAUCUCCGGCUUCGCCGCCGCCCGACGGCGACGCGCGCCUCUUUUUUUCUUCUUUUUUGAGCCCGCGCGUCUCUUGCUCUAUUUCGGUGUUUCAAAUGGGCCGAGAUAGGUGGGCCUUAAUGGGCCUGAAUCAAAUGCGAACUAUACUGUAAUAUUGUCGAUUUGGGCCGAAAAUUAUCCAUCCAGUACAGUCACCUGACAAGUAGGCCCUACGCGCCGCACUUGUCUCGCGCUGCUGUUUUUUUCCCCCUCCUCGGCGGCGAUUCCACUGCCUCGCCGUCGCCGGAGUUGGAGAAGAAGGCGGCGGCGGCGGCGGCGCAGAAAGGGUAUUUUGUAUUAGGGAUAUAGGCAAUGCAAAACUGCAAGCUGCAAAGCCAUGGCCAUCCAAGAUAAAGUUGAGAACAACGACCCAACUGUGACUGUUGGGUUGGCCGUGAGUAGUUCCAAAUCCAGUAAGUACGCCGUGCAGUGGGCUGUGAAAAACUUCUGCACCAAUGGGAUGGUUAGGUUCGUGCUUAUCCAUGUACUGCAGAGGAUCACCACGGUUCCAACACCGAUGGGCAACUAUAUCCCGAUUGAUAAAGUACGGGCUGACAUUGCCAGCGCAUAUGUGAAAGAAGUCGAAUGUAAGGCCCGAACGAUGCUCCUUUUCUACAAGAACAUGUGUGAUGAGAAGGCUAAAGCUGAAGUACUGGUUGUCAAAGGUGAAGAUGUGGCAGAAACCAUUUCCAAUGUUGUUUCAAUGUACGAAAUCCACAAGCUUGUUGUCGGUGACUCUUCUCAGGGCAACUUUAUUAGGAAAUCCAAGGGUACUAGGACAUCUUCUCAAAUUUGCAGAAGUGUUCCAAGCUUUUGUGCAGUUUAUGUUGUCUCAAAAGGUGGUUUAUCCGCAGUUUAUUCUCCUGGAUUUGAAGGUCACAAGAGUUCUGAGCUAUUCCUGUCCAGUGAUAGCUCCAAAACUGAAAUCCAUUCAGAUGAUAAGCCCUCAUUAUCAGAUGCCACACCUUCGAGAAGCUUUAGAUCAAACUUGACAUGGGAGAAUCUGGAAAGUUUAUCAUCCGCAGACCAUGAUAGACCGCGCUCCUUACAUGAGUAUCUUACUGAAAGCACUUCAGCAUCUGUUGGUGAUAAUAACAGUAAUUCUCCAUGUGCUAGCGGUCAAACCCCUCGACCAAGUAACGUGCUUAUCUCAGAUAAAGCUCCAAUGACAAGCAGUCCCCUGCAGGAAUUGAUGCUUUCAGAGGACAUGGAUGAUGUAAAUAGCGAGCUUGAAAAGCUGAGGCUUGAACUUAGGCAUAUUAAAGGAGUGUGCAAACUUGUUCAGGAUGAGUCCAUCAAUGCUUCUCAGCAUGUGACUGACUUAGCUGCAAAACGUGCUGAAGAGGAAGCCCGGCUCAGCGAGGUCUACUCCAGGAUCAACAGAGUCAAUGAGCAAGCACAUCAAGAGAAGGAACAACUGAACGCUUUGGAGGCUCAGUGCAGGCAUGUGAGGGAUCUUGCAAGAAAAGAAGCUUUGCAGAAGCAGAUUUUGCAGCUGAGGACUUCGAAGGAGGCUGAUAAGAUGCAAAGGCUGGAAAAACUUCUUGAAUUAGAUGGGAUGUCAUACUCAACAUUUACAUGGGAAGACAUUGAAUCUGCUACAUCAUCGUUUUCAGAGGCACUUAAAAUUGGAUCAGGAUCUAACGGAACAGUGUACAAGGGCAAUCUACGUCAGACAUCUGUUGCCAUAAAAGUCCUCACUUCUGACGACAGCCACAGGAUCAAACAUUUCAAACAAGAGCUUGAGGUUUUGGGUAAGAUCCGUCACCCACAUCUGCUGCUGCUCAUAGGUGCCUGUCUGGACAGACCAUGCUUGGUGUACGAGUACAUGGAGAAUGGCAGCCUUGAGGAUCGCUUGCAACUCAAAGGAGGCACGGCCCCACUCCCAUGGUACCAACGUCUUCGCAUUGCUUGGGAAAUAGCCCUGGCCCUUGUCUACCUCCACAGCUCGAAGCCGAAGCCAAUCAUCCAUCGUGACCUCAAGCCUGCAAACAUACUCCUUGAUAGCAAUUUCACCAGCAAGAUUGGCGAUGUGGGCCUUUCAACAUUGCUUCCGCUGGGGGAUGCCUUGUCGACAACGCGCACAAUUUUCAAGGACACAGAUCUAGUUGGCACACUGUUUUACAUGGACCCAGAGUACCAAAGGACAGGCCAAGUGUCAACAAAAUCUGACACAUACGCCUUGGGCAUGGUUUUAUUGCAGCUGCUCACUGGAAAGCCACCUGUGGGGCUAGCGGACCUUGUGGAGCAAGCAGUAGAAAAUGGUCACCUUGUUGACAUCUUGGACAAGAGUGCUGGGAAGUGGCCUGCACAAGAAGCACAUGAGCUAGCGCAGCUUGGCCUAAGCUGUUUGGAAAUGCGAAGCAAGCAUAGACCAGAUCUGAAGUGUAAGGUUCUUGUGGAGCUGGAACGGCUGAAAAAAAUUGCCAGUGCUGUCUCUGACCCUGUACGGCCAGUGAUAUCUGGACCACCAAGCCAUUUUAUCUGCCCAAUACUCAAGAGGAUAAUGCAGGACCCAUGCAUUGCAUCUGACGGGUACUCGUACGACCGGGUCGCUAUUGAGAUGUGGUUGUGCGAGAAUGACAAGUCACCGAUUACAAAAUCGCGGCUUCCUAACAAGGAUUUGGUUCCCAACCAUGCUCUGUUAUGUGCAAUUACAAGUUGGAAGGCAGAAGCAAGGGACUGAUUGAGUGAUUGUGCUAGGUAACUUCUCUAACUUCACAUGGAUACGGCACUCGAAGGCUGAUGAUGUACAUGUUUUUGCCUUGGUGAUGGCCUCCUUAAUCUCUAAUACUGUAGAUACUGCGGUAAUGUUCUUGUAAAGCAGCAGUUUUGCAGCAUUUUCAUAGACCAUCUCUGAGAUAAAUUUUGAAGGGUUUAGAGUAGGAGUAUCAAGAAGGUCAUUUUGUAGGUUGGACCAGCAGAAAGUACAGUAGUACACUUCUACAGUAUUGCUUUGUGAUAGUUUAUACAUAUACAUCGAAAGGAUAGGAAAUUCCUCUUA